CCAAACAAGGGUUAUAAAUAGUACUAGUAGUUAAUAUACUCACAAUACUGUACUCUGUGGUGUAUAACAAAAUAAUAUAAUAAUCUUAACAUGGACCCAAUGUUUCUUGCGUACAGUUAUUUUAGACGAAGACGCUUUGAAGACUGCGCUACGGCUUGUGGAAAGCUACUAGAAAAAAAUCCUUAUGAUCAGGCAGCGUGGGCGCUGAAAAUGCGUGCUUUGACGGAGCAAGUGUAUGUGGACGAGGUCGAAAACGAUGAGGAGGGAAUAGCUGAGAUGCUCAUGGAUGAUAAUGUGAUAGCUAGUGUCAGUCGACCAGGCACAUCACUUAACACCCCGGCGACUGCACAGGGGCCUACUAGCCAAGCAGUUCGGCCCGUGUCACAGUCGGGCAGGCCCCUGAGCGGCGUGGUGCGACCUGGCACGCAGUCCGGUAGACCCGGCACGAUGGAGCAGGCGCUCAGAACUCCUCGCACUGCUCACACCGCGAGACCGGUCACUAGCGCAUCAGGAAGAUUCGUCAGGCUAGGCACGGCAUCCAUGUUGUCGAACCCAGAUGGUCCUUUUAUUAACCUGGCAAGAUUGAACUUCUCUAAAUACGCUUCCCAGCAGAAUGUGGCAAAGGCACUUUUUGAAUAUAUUUUUCACCAUGAGAAUGAUGUCAAAAAUGCACUAGAGUUGGCUGCCAUGGCAACACAAGCAUCACAAUUCAAAGACUGGUGGUGGAAAGUUCAACUCGGAAAAUGUUAUUACAGGUUGGGACUGUUUCGAGAUGCUGAGAAGCAAUUCAGAUCUGCAUUGCAGCAGCAAGAAACAGUAGACACAAUCUCAUACCUAUGCAAGGUAUACAUAAGGUUGGAUCAGCCGAUUACUACUAUUGAUGUGUUCAAGAGAGGCCUGGAGACAUUUCCUGGUGAUACACAUCUCAACACCGGCAUUGCUCGUAUUUAUGAGGGAUUGGGAGACCUAAACAAUGCGGUUAAAUACUAUAAAGAGGUACUGCAGAAUGAUAACACUAACGUCGAAGCCAUCGCUUGCCUGGGAACGAACCACUUCUAUACAGACCAGCCGGAAAUUGCACUGAGAUACUACAGACGACUGCUACAGAUGGGCGUGUAUAAUGCUGAGCUCUACAACAACUUGGGUUUGUGCUGCUUCUACGCCCAGCAGUAUGACAUGACGCUCACUUGUUUUGAGCGUGCGCUCUCUAUGGCAUCCGAUGAGCUGAUGGCAGAUAUCUGGGUCAAUAUUGCUCAUGUUGCCCUGGGGAUAGGUGAUACCAGUCUUGCCUACCAGGUCUUGAAGUUGGCACUUGCCUCCAAUAAUGAUCAUGCAGAGGCAUAUAACAAUUUGGGAGUAUUGGAGAUGAACUGGUCACAUAUAGAUCAGGCCAAGUCUUGCUUUCUGUCAGCCAUGCAAAAUGGUCCUCAUCUGUUUGAACCACAUUAUAACUUUGCCACUUUGUCAGAGAAGAUUGGAGACCUACAAAGCAGUUAUAAAGGUGUGAAGAAGUCUCUAGACAUCUUCCCUGAACAUAUAGACUCCAAAAAACUGCUCGAGAAGCUACAAGAACAUUUCUCUAUGUUGUGAGCUUGCAUCCUAUACUUCGAUUACCAUCAGCAUUCGCCCAUGAAACAUGAAUUAUUUAUAGUACAUAGCUAUACUAGAGAAUUGCCAUGGUACCUAUCACUAUGCACAGUAGAUUUAUAGGUAUACAUACAGCAGGACACACGUAGCAUAUUAAGAGGAGCUUUCAUAUCCAUAUUCCAUCCACUUCUGUGCAAUACCUGUGAUACGAUGUAUCUUUUGUCAUUCCGUCCAAGAAUAGUUACUAGUAAAGUAUUUAUAGCAUAUAACAAAUACAAGCCUACAGAGAGGUAAAUUUUCAGAAAUCUGAGCUAAAAAUUGUGUACACAGUUGAAUUCUCUGACCACGAAAAACAAGUGUGGGAUAUAUGUUCGAUGCAUUACCUACACCAUUUACCCACCAAUAAAAUGUCUAUGCUUGUAUAUAUAUAUCAAUAUUUAUGCAUUAUUAAGUUGUCAGAAUCUCAAUAGUCCAUUCUUACUUAUAUUGUGUAAUACAUUUCCUGUACGAGCGGAAUUGAAUAUUAAUGUUUAUUAUGCUGAAAUGCUAUAUGCUAUGCCAUUUUAAAUAUUCUCAUUUAUUUCACUGUAUGGUAUUAUAUUUCAGAUAUGUAAUCAUACAGAAUUCUUUCAGAUGUAUAACCUUUAUAUUUAUUUAUUGAUAGUAUUGAAUUUUUUGAUACAAUAAUGCGAAUCAUGCUGUUGCCUAUUGUGGAUAGCGGUCUAGUAGCACGUAGGUUGUAGGUAAAGUAGAAUGGCCGAAUGAUCCUUUCAUUCUUAUUCGCCCCUCUACGUAUCCAUACACUCAUGCAUCCAUAUCCAAUUCUAACUCCGAAGAUGUAUAUAUAUUAUCAAGAGUAGAUAAUAACAAUUGUUAACAAUUAUUAUUAUCUACUCUUGAUAUUAUAUAUAUAGGAACUGUAUACAAUAUCUAUUUUAACUAUAUUAUAGCAAGCCAACUGUAGCUGCCGCAACAGCCAGCCAGUUUCAUCUUGUCGUUGUUUGUUCUGAAAUUAAACUUAGCUAUGUCGUGACUGUGUGAUAAGGUAAAGAUGUUCAGGUGAAAGGUCACGACCAUCACUCUUGCUUGAUAGCCUGAAACAACUUAUUUAUAAUCUUGUCAUCUGUUACUGGGGCACUGGCCUUGCGCUCUCCUUUCUUUGUACGCUCCUACAGACUGUCAUACUCUUGUCACUCAGUCUUCACCUCUUGUUGCCUACCCCAGGGGUUCGAUCUUCUAGUCACCUUCCACUUAUUUUAGCCUACGCCUGGAAUGUUUAUUUGUCCCGUAUACACGUAUAGCUGCAAUACACUCAUCGAUUCUGGAGUAAGAAGAAAACGUAUGUUAACUUAUUACGUGGUAUUAUCUUACCCGUAUUUCAUUCAAGAGCAGCAUCAGUAUAGGCCGUACACAUACAGCCGUAGUUAUACACACUGUGCUAUCCACAGUACACACACAACACGCACGCACGCAUUCACAACACACGCACGCACACAUGCACACAGUACGACACGUACGCAUAGAGAGAACCACAGUAUACACACACAGUUGAGUAUACGCGUACUUCCUUUUCUCUCCGUCACUGUUUAUAAGGUUCCUCCUGCCUACCCUCCUCCCCCCAGGCCCCGAGCCUUAUCCAGGGGCCACUUUUGCUGUUCACCGUCCUCUCUCUGAACUUUUCCCGAGAAGCCAUUCGUCUGCCUAUCCUCCUAUUAAAUUCUUCCCAGUGGCCAUCCUCCUAUCCAGUUCCACCACUCUCCAUAUGCGUGUGAUGAACUUCUUGUAUAAUUUUCAUCAAUUUGCUAUUAAAUAUUGUUCAUGCGCUGUACAUCUCGGUCAUCUGUACUCUCGAAGCAACCCGUAGUGUUUUGUAAUAAAAUGCGUAUUAUGGUGA
Molecule: messenger RNA, 3481 nt
Organism: Priapulus caudatus
Lineage: Eukaryota; Metazoa; Priapulida; Priapulimorpha; Priapulimorphida; Priapulidae
Product: tetratricopeptide repeat protein 8-like
Exons: 12
Coding region: 91-1590 (499 amino acids)
Biological process (GO): non-motile cilium assembly
Cellular component (GO): ciliary basal body; BBSome; non-motile cilium
Molecular function (GO): protein binding
Source: RefSeq, a predicted model, not a curated record